AUGGCUCUGUCCCUAGCCGGCGAGUCGGUCCCCGGAGACGGCAGAGACUCACUCGGGAUAAGCCCCACCGGCCUCGCCUCCUACUACCCCUCAUUCCUCCCACCCGCCCAUUACUUCGAGACGGCUCCCGACUUCUUCCAGCCCCUGAAGCCCCUGGGCGAGCUGGUUUCCUCCUCGCCGCCUCUGCCUCCAUUCACCUUCAGCAGGGUCCCCGCUUUUCUAAGCCAGCCGCCCCCUCUGCCCACCGACCCUUUCCCCAACCUUCCUUUGCCCGGGGCCCCGGGGUCGCUCUCGCCGCCCUACCCGAGCCCCCCGCACAGGGCUGCCCGCAGCCCGGGGGCAGACGGGGCGGCGGGGCAGAGCUACAGGUACCACUUCACCGAGGAGGAGCUCAACGCGGUGCUGUACGGGGCACUCCGGAGCAGCCAGCCUGCCGGGAAUCUCCACGCCAUCUCGGGGCUCCGGGUGUGCCCCGCCAGCUCGGGUAAGGGGGUAUUUGACGGCGGCGAGAGGGACACAGGGUGGCCCUGGGCGGCAGCUCGCUCUUCGCAGCCAGAUGUGCGAGAGGGUUCGGAGACAGUCCCAAAAGGCGUGCAGGCAGCCAGGUUCAAGCGGCAUCCCCGGGGGCACGUCGGACUCAUCUUCCCUGUGGUUUUCUUGCGUUACGAGCCCACACCUGGAAAAAGCCGGGGAGUGAUUCGGGUUGUGGCCUUUGUCGGGAAGGCGCUGCGGACUCCGCCGCCCCGCUGCUCGACCGGGACUCGCUGCAGCUGCCCGAAGGUAGGUGUCCCGCACCGCCCGCGCCGCGCCCGCCCGCGCCGCGCCGCGCUCAGCCCCCUGUCACCCGCAGGGCUCUCGGUGCUGCGGGUGGCCUACGGGGACGUGUCUCAGCUCGGAGUCUUCUGUACCGACCCCAUCCCGAAAGGAGUCCGCUUCGGCCCUUUCCAAGGCAAAGUGGUCAACACGAGCGAGAUCAAGACUUACGACGACAACUCGCUGAUGUGGGAGAUCUUUGAAUACGGUGGCCUGAGCCACUUUAUCGAUGGGAAGGGCGCCGCUGGCAACUGGAUGUCCCUGGUGAACUGCGCCAGGUUCCCUGAGGAGCAGAAUUUGACGGCUAUCCAGUGCCAGGGACAAAUCUUCUACGAGACCUGCAAGGAAAUCUUCCCGAACCAGGAGCUGCUGGUGUGGUACGGCGAUUGCUACGUGCAAUUUCUGGGCAUCCCCAUCAGCUUGAAGGGCAUGGCGGAGGGGAAGAAACCCCCGCAGCACCCCGAAGAAGCCGGGGAGAGCUUCAAGUGUGAGCGCUGCGGCAAAGUUUUUGCCUACAAGUACUACCGGGACAAACACCUCAAGUACACCCGCUGCGUGGACCAGGGGGACCGCAAAUUUCCUUGUCACCUUUGUGACCGAUCCUUUGAAAAAAGAGACAGGCUGAGGAUCCAUAUUCUCCACGUUCACGAAAAGCACAGACCUCACAAGUGCUCUGUGUGUGGGAAGAGCUUUUCUCAAUCCUCCAGCCUGAACAAACACAUGCGGGUUCACUCUGGGGAGCGCCCCUACAAAUGUGUCUACUGCAACAAGGCGUUCACAGCAUCCAGCAUCCUGCGCACUCACAUCCGCCAGCACUCGGGGGAGAAGCCCUUCAAGUGCAAGCACUGCGGCAAAGCCUUCGCCUCGCACGCGGCCCACGACAGCCACGUGCGGCGCACGCACAGCAAGGACAAGGGCUGCACGUGCUCCGUGUGCGGCCAGCACUUCCCCCAGCAGGAGGAUUGUGACUUCCACAUGAAGAUUCAUGCUGCUCACUAG
Pyrgilauda ruficollis (rufous-necked snowfinch) is the source of this 1812-nucleotide messenger RNA. RefSeq names its product PR/SET domain 14 (gene PRDM14). The coding region runs from base 1 to 1812 and encodes 603 amino acids. The transcript has 7 exons. Gene Ontology annotation, molecular function: protein binding; RNA polymerase II transcription regulatory region sequence-specific DNA binding. Lineage: Eukaryota; Metazoa; Chordata; Aves; Passeriformes; Passeridae. The record is from RefSeq and is a predicted model, not a curated record. Gene Ontology annotation, biological process: regulation of transcription by RNA polymerase II. Gene Ontology annotation, cellular component: nucleus.